AUGGCUUCACGAGACUCCCCUGGUUCGCCGCUCUCUUCAGUGGGAUCCCUCGAGACUUCAGACCAUGAAUCCAUGAAGAUUGAAAGCCGCGCGCAUUCGCCCUCGAUGUCCAACAUGCCCCCCUCGAAGCGGCGUCGCACUGGCGUCGCCUCUUGGGACCGACAGACUCCACUUUCCUCUGCCCAAGAUGAAAACCACCCUCCUCCAUCCCCAACUGCCUCCAUCUCCUCCGAUAGCUCUGGCGAAAUCCCCCACUCCCCUAGCAUCCUCACUCUCCUUGGCACCAAUCAAGAAGAAGAUUACAGCGGACAGAGCACUGACCAAGUCACCAUCUGCCGAUGGGACGGAUGCACCGCCGGCGACCUUGGUAACAUGGAUGGGUUGGUGCAGCACCUCCACAAUGAACACAUCGGGAGCCGACAGAAACGGUACUCAUGCGAGUGGACCGACUGCACCCGCAAAGGUCAAACGCACGCCAGCGCCUACGCCCUUCGUGCACAUAUGAGAAGUCACACCCGCGAGAAGCCAUUCUACUGCACCCUACCAGAAUGUGACCGCAACUUCACCCGUUCCGACGCCCUCACCAAGCACAUGCGCUCUGUUCACGAGACUGACACCAUGCGCCCAAUUGACUCCAACUCCAAAGUCCACGGCGCCCCAGGCAGCACCACCGGCACUCCAGCCUCGAAGCUGCAACGCAUCCGCUUGAAGCUGACCCAACCCCGGGAGCCAGGAACUGAGUCUGAGCCACACACCGAAGCAAUCACGAUCCUACCAGCCCCCAUCACAACGGCAACCGACGCGCAUGAUCCCGACGAGACCUCGAUCCCGGAGUUUGGCCCAGAGCUUGACUUUGAUGACUCUGAGCUCCGCCUUCCCCCGCGCGACCUCUACCGUCUCCUCCGCCGACAGAUAUCCUGGGCCGGCAAGGAAGCCGCCCAGCUACAGGCCGAGUGGGAGACAAUCCGCCCCCAGCGCGAGCGCGCAUGGCGCGAGAAGGAGGCUAUCUUUGAUGAUCUCAUUGACGCUGAGAUCAACCUGUUCAGCGCAAUGGUCGGCUCUGUUCCCCCCGCCCACCUAAUGACCAGCCUCGAGAAGCUGCAGCAGCAGCAGCAGCAGUUCCAACAUCAACAGGAACAGCUGGCGAAGUCGGCAGAUAUGCCGACUAUCGAGGGCAGUACUUAG
Molecule: messenger RNA, 1185 nt
Organism: Penicillium coprophilum
Lineage: Eukaryota; Fungi; Ascomycota; Eurotiomycetes; Eurotiales; Aspergillaceae
Product: C2H2-type zinc finger protein
Exons: 2
Coding region: 1-1185 (394 amino acids)
Biological process (GO): regulation of transcription by RNA polymerase II
Cellular component (GO): nucleus
Molecular function (GO): DNA-binding transcription factor activity, RNA polymerase II-specific; RNA polymerase II cis-regulatory region sequence-specific DNA binding
Source: RefSeq, a predicted model, not a curated record